UAACGAUAAGAGCCUCCUCAUUGCUCAAUCUGCCUGCCAUCAUGGUCGGGACUCCCGUCGACACACCGGCGGAGACCCUGCACCCGUACUACAGACUACUACCGUCGUAUGUGACGCCUGAUAGUGUGCAGGCUGAGUGCAAUGAUUAUCUGCGUCGGAUCCAGGAAACACUUCUUUGUUUGGGAAAUUUGCGCGAUGAAAACACACAGGAAAACUUGCUCCAGAACCGCCAUUUUCGAGAUUUAGACACGUUCUUCAAGCUGAAGCACGAGCUGCCAUUGGAGCUGCACUCACAGCUGAUUAGAGUGUUAGUGGAGCUGCUGUGGACGCGCAAUGCACGCGCUUUCAACGAUGUAGACAUGGAAAUCCGCGCUGUGAAGGCACUGCAAUUAUUGCUACAGAAGUGGAAAAAGCGUCAUCUUUGCGAGGAAGAUGCGGAGGGGCAUGAUCUUGUGAUUGACUGGAGAUCGGUAAAGCGCGCGAUCGAACGCGUGUGCUUUCGGUCGCCCGAAUACAUUCAGCAGGCUUCGCAGAGUUAUCUAGCAAAGCUCAUCAAUACAACGAUCAAAUGUUCGGAGGUGGCGCGCAGUUUCUUCCGAGCGACAGAUCCUGCGGUGCCGUUUGUGCUGGAGCUCUGGACUGAGUUCGGGGACACCAUUAAGGACGUGAAGACGAACGAGUGUUUCCGUGCGUUGGCAUUCUUCUCGUUUUUCGUAUCUCUACCGACAUCCGAACAAGGAGCGACAGAGAAGGCUGUCGUGGAGUUGCUGCCGGACUGGAUGUCAAUAUGGUCGCAGAUUUCUAGAUGCUCCGAAUGGGACGGCCACUGGAUCAAAAUCCUUUCUCGGGUUGCCAAGCGGUAUCCCAGCACAGCGAUGUUUGAUGAAUACCUCCCGUUUGUGUUUGCGAAAGUGAGUGACCUCUUGGAGCUUCCUUCGGAUCUCGGCUCCCCCUUCAAAACACAGUCGUGGCCAUCGGUGUAUUCCUCGAUGAAUGGCUCAAAGCGCUUCGGGCAGCACGCAAUGCGACUGUGUGUGUAUCUCUUGCGCAAUGCAAACGACGGUAAGAGUGAUUACACUCCGACUCGGUAUCUCCUAGAAGUUCUAAGCUUGAUGAAGUCCUUCUUCCAUCCCUCCAAUGUCGCCAACGUUGGCAAUUCACUGGCUACAUUCGUCUAUUACCUGAGCAACGCGCUUGCGAAACGACUUGGACGUGAGAAAAAAGAUGAAAAGCGUUUGCAACUGGCUUCGAUCUCCAAUGUGGCCGAUGCAACACUGGAACUUUGCUUGCUGGGAAUAUACUCGAAGAACCGGGGAGUAGCAACCAGGUGCAUGUACGUGAUGAAGAUCCUUCUGUGCAUCGACUCUGCACGUUGUGCUGCUCCGGUGAUGCAGGAGAUGCUUAAGGCGCUUGACCCUAUGGCCAUGAGUCACUCGCACUUGGCGGUCACUGCGAUAUCGUCGAUGGCGGUCUUUUUACCGCAGUUGAUGUGUGGACGGCAUCCUCAAAGUACGGGGUUGUUCUACGCUACUUAUUUGAAGCCUAUCUUGAAGCUGACGCUCCCGGGGAUUGAUGCGAACGAUGAAAAGAAGACACAGGCGACAAUUCAUCUUUAUUUCAACCUGCUAUCGUGGCUACCGCUAGUGAACGACCCAGCCAAGGCCAACUUCCAGAACACAAAGCACAGAGGUGAAUUGUCGAACCAGUUGUUCGCUGACAUGGAAAAUAGCCUAUUUGCUGAAUUGGGCACAUUGGAGAGACAAAUUGACGAGGAAAUGUGGGGAAACGGGCAACUUUUGGAAGAAUGGGCGCUUGCGGUGCUGGAUCGGUGUUUCCAGUUUAUUCAGUCGCGCUCAGGUGCCAGAUCAUCCUCGUCCUCUCCGAACACUGAUAAAAGAAGAAGCGGAAAGUCCUCCAAGAGCGAUGGAAGCGAAGACGCGAUCGUGCUGCAGGUUUUGAAUUUACAAGCCCUUUUAUUUGCGCAAUUAUCUCCAGAAAUCUACACGCAGUGCUUGCGCAAGACAGUGGCGUUCGUGUCAAACGCAUUCUACACUACAUCUUUUGGGGGGAAAGUAGUCUCCACGUUGAUCUUCAAUUGUAUGCAAGGAAAUCCGUCCGAGGCUAUCACACAGUUCAUGCCACUCGUGCUGGAUAAAUUUCACGUUACGAAGACUGGCAUCGAUGUUUCCAGCUUGAUGGUGAACGAAAAAGUGUGGUAUUUGCGCAUUCUCACUGGAUUAGUGCGCUUCAGUCACCCUGAUGACCGCAUCUUACUGCGUUAUCAGCACGAAUUGGAACUGAUCCUGGCACAUUUUCUGAGCAGCGACGAAGAUAAGGGAGUUUACGAAGCUGCUGGUGCUGUCCUGCGCUAUUUACUCUUUGGUCUUCUCGGCGUGUACACGCAUGACUUUCGAUCGUUGCCUGUUGCAGAGUGGGCGGAUGCAAUUUCUAGCGAAAGUGGCGCAUUUCAAUACCUGGGCGCUGGUAUUUCGUGGAACAAGCUCUCGGUGGCGUGGCAUGAACCAAACGAAGCUGAACUUUCAUUCGGAUUCAAGCUCAUCCAAACUCACGUUGUUAGUGCUCUUGAUGAGUUGGACCGCUUGAGCGAAGCAGAGGAUCUAACUGUUCGCUCGUGGACGCGUCUCCUCAAUCAAAUAGUUCAAGGACUUCGUGGAGCUUCAAAUGUGCUCACUGACGAAACUGUGCACGCGAAUGGGGCGCUUUUAGAUGGUGCUCACUCUCUGCUCCACAAGGCACUGGACACUAACUUGGAGCUCUACAAGAACUUUGUGUCCCUGAAAAGUGAACUGAUGAGCCGGGUGCACAGAGUUAUUGUGUUUUGGAGAGAGAGGGGAAGCGGCAGUGCAAUGGAGAACCAGGUGUGGGAUCUGCUUCUGGAUGUCGCGCAUCAGCUUCUUAUUUGGAGAGGGGAGCAUCUUGACGAGUUUAAGAUGAGAGAGGCUCAAAACAGGUAUUCCAGAAUGACGAGCUUGGAUGUUGCAUCGCAUGCCUAUCGGAAAAGUGGACGUACAGCAAAGGGAGAACAAGUACCGCUCUUAUCGCGCAAUGAACUAGUGGAGAAGGUGAUGUUUUUCUAUGCUAAACGAAAAGUGCAGCAGCACUUCGCACUUGCCAAUGUAAUUAUGCAGCCAGAAAGUGAUGAGGGUACACGCCAACGCUACGAAUCGCUUUUGACGGAGGUUGAACUUCUUCUCAAGAAUCCUUACGAAGAUGUACGAGCCGGUGCCGCCGCAGUAAUGAAGGAGUGUUCGGUGCUGUACGCUAGAUGGAUAUAUUUCCGCCAGUCGAAACAUAUUGAGAACCUUGAGGGACUCGACGACGUACCGCUGCUAAAGGAAGAGCAAGUAUCGGGUGUACUUCACAUGCUUUCCCUGCCGCUUGCCCGAAGAAAUCUGUGGAAGCGACGGGAUGUGCUACUGAAACGCGUGCUUGUGGUGCUGUUGAAGAGUAACAACGCAAUUGUGAAGCACGUCGAUGGCGAAGUGAGCAAGGCGAGGAUCGAAAUGAAGCUGCAAACUUUUUUCCUGUCGCUAUUGUCGAACUGGCGAUACAUUCGUGACCAGGAAGCGGGGUCAGCCCUCCUUGAAGCCCUUGUGAAUGCAGAGCCCUCCUCAGCAGAGCAUUGGAAGUUCCAGUUGAUGCAUUUGGUGACUAUAUAUCCGUUCUUGCAACCGAGAGUCGCGAUUUCGGUGGAUGUGUGGAAGCUGGUGAUUCGCCAAUUGAGUAACGAAGUGCUACCAGUUCGACAGGUUGCUUUGGAAAUCUUUGGCCACCUUUUGAAGGUACUGAAGCGCGACGGCAAGGAAGACGCGUCCACAUGCGUGGAACUCCUUCACGAACUUAUCUACGCUGACAGUACGAUACGCGCUCUUCUGGAUGCUUUCGUCAACAACCACAAAAGCUCGAACAAAUUUGCGGCAUCUGCAGAUGGGCAACAUGCGAAUUCAGCCCCGAGCGAUUGGUCAUUUGGUGUGAACGAAGUUGUCCGGUACAUUUCGAACAGCUCUCAAUCUUUUCCAAAAGCGCCUCCCCUGUCGUCUGUGCGCCUGCUCAAUCGAGCAAGCAACACGAUUACACAUUUGAGCUUGUCCAGCGUCAAGUUGAUACAGAAACUCGUGCUGGAAAAGCCGAAAGCAUUUUUCGGAAGCUGUUUCAUGAGUAUUUUGGCAGACAUGGCCAGCAAGAAGAUUGGCACCGACAGUGUUGAAGAGGACCGUCAGGCGGCGCUAAAAUCGUUGGCGGACUGCUGUGCAGGGUUGAUCCAUUCUUUGGUAAAAUUGAAUGAGGACGACGAGACCGUCAUGAAGAGUGUCGCGAUUGUUGUCGAUGUGCUCAAGAUAAUCCUACCCCAAGUGAAUAUCGUGUUGGUGGACCAAUGGGUAGAGGUGGUAUACGUCUCGUUUCGUCCGUCUAGAUCUGGCACCGUGAAGUUACGUCGAUUGGAGCCACUGGUGAAGUACUUGCUCCUGGAGUUAGAAGAGUCCUUUGCUCGAGCAACCGUUGAAGACUACGCACGUCAAACGAAAUGGCUGGCAUUAGUUGAAACUGUUGGUGUUCAUUUGCUAGCGGCCGGAGUAUCCACAGCUGACACGGCAGUUCACGCACUGGCAUGUGGCUUUGGUGAACGUGUACUCAAAGUGAUCCGUGACCACGCCUUAGCCCACCAAUACAAGAUAAUCCGAGAUCACGCUGGAAAGAUGUUGUUCUUAUUGGGCGCUUACGCUUUCCCAACGUCUUCAUGGUCAAGUGGAUCAUUCUCCUCCCCGGUUUCCCAGUCCUUAUUGCCAUUGAGAGAACUCGUGGCUGCGAGUGGUUCGACGGAAAACAGCACCGUCGACGAAUCUCCAGGGAGCGCCUCCGAGAACGGCAUCCAUUUACAUGCGAAGGAAACCGCAAUGCAGUGGCUAUCAUGCUGUGAAAAGCACGGCGAUAGACGCGAUAUGCUUGCUGUUCUUAACGAGUUACUUCCUGUCGCUCUUUUGGCGCAAAGCCACCCGAAGGCAGAGGUAGCCGUUCAAGCGAAGAACGUCACGGAUGCGGUAUCGCUGUCGCUACGAAUGUACUUUGUGCCACAAGAUACUACCGCCGAAAGUGCGUUGACACAAUUGCUGGAGCUGUUGAAGCGUUUGGCCACCUCUCAAACAUGGAAGACGCGUGGUGCGGUGCUGCGAUUCACCAUGACGUUCGCCUUUUACCACUGGGUUUUCUUCACCAGCGUCUUGAAGGAGCAGGUGCAUACUUUUACCUGCUCAUUCUUGACGGACAAACAGCGAGAGGUGCAGGCCAUGGCAAAGUACGCUCUACGGGGCCUCCUGCACAACGAACAACCUGCAGCCGUGGAGGCGCUUGGUGUGCGCUUCACAGAGAGCGCGGGGCAGGCACGCGUGAAGUUCCCGAAGCUGAUGCGUCGUUGCGAACGUCUGCGGGCCGACGGAGCCCCCAGCGAGGAGCUGAAGAAGGUCCAAGAUCGCUUGGAAUCCCUCGAGGCGACGAUGACGGAGAGUGUGCUGAGUCUGAGCGCCAUCGUUCUGGCGUUCCCACAUGACGUGCCAGCUUUCGUACCACCGAUCAUUGAGGAACUGGGCCGGUUUCUCUACAUGAAGCGGUCCUCCAACAUUAUCUCGUUCCUAGAGAAGACCGUGAAGGAAACGCUGCUGGACUUCAAACGCACGCACCAGGACAACUGGCUGGAGAUGAAGACUAAGUUCUCAGUGGCGCAGCUUGACGUGAUUGAAGAUGUAGCCAUCGCACCGAGCUACUUCACUUAGGCUUGAUGGACGACGCCAACUUGGCGACGUGGCCGUACAUGGAGUAGAUGAUAGCGACGUUGGCCAUGGCUGAAGAGCUGGUAACGACGCAAAAUCGAGUUAUGAUCACUGCUCGGCAAUAACGAUAAGCCUCUAGGUCCGAGUCACUGAUAGUGACGGGUAAACUCGAACGAAGUUUGACGCCGGCGCGUCAGUGUCCGUGUUCAAGUGAAUAAAAAGUACUUUGUAUAGAA
Phytophthora nicotianae INRA-310 is the source of this 6022-nucleotide messenger RNA. RefSeq lists its product as hypothetical. Gene Ontology annotation, molecular function: proteasome binding; peptidase activator activity. Gene Ontology annotation, cellular component: cytosol; nucleus. The record is from RefSeq and is a predicted model, not a curated record. Lineage: Eukaryota; Oomycota; Peronosporomycetes; Peronosporales; Peronosporaceae. The transcript is spliced from 2 exons. Bases 42 to 5789 code for a protein of 1915 amino acids. Gene Ontology annotation, biological process: proteasomal ubiquitin-independent protein catabolic process.